GCCUUAAGUGUUCCUCGUAUUGUAGGGAUUCAACUUAUUCACUCUUAGGAGCUUAGGAGGUUUCUCUAUCGUCAUGGCUGGAAGUUAUAAAAAUUUUAUGAAACUUUUGGAAUCGUGGCCGUUAGAUAAAAGCAAAGCUGGCAGCGACUUGGGACAGCACAUUCGUGACCAAUUGAGAAUUGCGUUUUCAAAGGGUGAAGCUACAAACCAACCGAAUUCUGAACAGUGUAAUCGAUAUUAUUCAAGUUUAAAAAAGAUUUCAUCGAAUUAUUACGGACAACUUUAUAAACGCUCUUUGUUAAGCACUGCAAGUGGAUUGAGUAGGGAGCACUGUAAUUUGGCAUUGACUCAAGAAAUACGAAAGUAUUUGUCAGGAGAGGAUAACGGAAUAUUUAAUAGGCUUCGUUGGACACUAAAAAAUAUUAUAAGAAAUGAUAAGGCUUAAGUUUACAUACUUUGCAAAUAAGUUUGGUAAGAAUAAACAUUUUAUUGAUAAAACAAACACAUUAGUAAAAAGUAAUUUACUAUGUUUAAUUAAUGUGAGGCAAUAUAGUUGUAAAUAUAACAUCUGUUCUAACAAAGAUCUUCAUGUACCUGUUAUGGCGCAAGAAGUAUUGACAUAUAUGGCUCCAUCGCCAGGCAAAACAUACAUAGAUAUGACAUUUGGUGCUGGUGGACAUGCUACCAAAUUAUUAGAACAUUCGCCUGAUAUAAAAAUAUUUGCAUUAGAUAGAGAUCCUUUAGCAUAUGAAUGUGCAAAGCAAUUAUCACAGAGAUAUCCAGGACAAGUAAUUCCUUUGUUAGGUAAAUUUUCUGAGUUACCGCAGUUACUUGAAUCAUACAACAUUAAAGAAAGUAGUAUAGAUGGUAUUUUGUUCGAUUUUGGUUGUUCAUCAAUGCAAUUUGAUACAGCGAGUAGAGGUUUCUCUUUAUCAAAAGAUGGACCAUUAGAUAUGAGAAUGGACGGGCUUCGAUGUCCAAAACAACUUACUGCCGCGGAUGUAUUAGAAAGAGCAACAGAGGAAGACUUGAUUCAUAUCAUAAAAGUUUAUGGACAAGAGAAAUGUGCUAAGAAAAUUGCACGUGCUAUUAUUGACGCUAGAUACAUGUUUAGAAAAUUAGAGACGACAAAAGAAUUAGCUCAACUAAUUGAAUCCACUUUAGAUGGUGAAAUUAGAAGAGAUAGUCUUGGCAGAUUUUCACAUAAUGCCACGAAAACGUUUCAAGCACUUAGAAUUUUUGUCAAUAAUGAAUUAAAUGAAAUCAAUUACGGUAUACUUCUCGCACAAGUAUACUUGAAACUAUCUGGUUGUUUAAUAACGAUUUCAUUUCAUUCACUUGAAGAUACUAUAGUUAAAAGACAUAUUUCUGGAAACAUAACAGAUAAUGUAGCUAAUACCGUGGCAUUAAAAUAUGCGCAUUAUGGUAAAACAUUUGAUAAGAACGAAUUUGAAAGAUUGACAAAAAUACCAUGGAAAAUGAUACAUAAGCAUGUUUUGACACCUACUGCUGAAGAAAUUGAAACAAAUCCGAGAUCGCGAUCCGCGAAAUUGCGUGCUAUUAUGAAAGUAAAAUAAAUAUGUACAGUGUAU
This is a messenger RNA of Atta colombica, 1592 nucleotides long. RefSeq names its product probable methyltransferase-like protein 15 homolog. The record is from RefSeq and is a predicted model, not a curated record. Gene Ontology annotation, biological process: rRNA base methylation. Lineage: Eukaryota; Metazoa; Arthropoda; Insecta; Hymenoptera; Formicidae. Bases 432 to 1577 code for a protein of 381 amino acids. The transcript is spliced from 3 exons. Gene Ontology annotation, molecular function: rRNA (cytosine-N4-)-methyltransferase activity.